AUGAGUCAAUGCGACGACUACCUCCCUAUCUACUCUCCAGCCUUGGAAUCUCUGGUGGGCACAGGUCAUAUUGAACAGUUUGAUGGCAGCUUUGCUACGCCAAAUCGUUACAAGGGGCCAGCAAGCCCUGCGAUUGAUGAGGCUUGGGAUGAUAUUACUUUUGCUGACGGCGGCGUCAUCAAUGUUGAUGAACACACAUUCCAGCAUGUCAACGCAUCAGAAUACUCGGUCCAGCUAACUGAAGAAAUCGGUGGCGGGUACAUGGGUUCUGUUGAAGUCCUCCAUCAGCUUCAUUGCCUGAACAUGCUUCGCCAAGCUAGCUAUGAGGACUAUUACCGGGACAAGCCAGGCCCUUGGGAGGAUAGUCCAGAGAUUUUGAGAUUCCAUCUCGGUGAGUGA
Molecule: messenger RNA, 399 nt
Organism: Penicillium odoratum
Lineage: Eukaryota; Fungi; Ascomycota; Eurotiomycetes; Eurotiales; Aspergillaceae
Exons: 2
Coding region: 1-399 (132 amino acids)
Biological process (GO): mycotoxin biosynthetic process
Source: RefSeq, a predicted model, not a curated record